Messenger RNA from Rhipicephalus sanguineus (brown dog tick), 2000 nucleotides. RefSeq lists its product as uncharacterized. The record is from RefSeq and is a predicted model, not a curated record. Gene Ontology annotation, cellular component: membrane. The coding region runs from base 296 to 1834 and encodes 512 amino acids. Gene Ontology annotation, molecular function: ATP binding; ATP hydrolysis activity; ABC-type transporter activity. The transcript has 8 exons. Gene Ontology annotation, biological process: transmembrane transport. NCBI's taxonomy places the organism in Eukaryota, Metazoa, Arthropoda, Arachnida, Ixodida, Ixodidae.
CGCCACACAUGGAUAUGUCAUCUUUUACCCUUUCCCAUCCUCCCCAACAUCACACCACUCCUCACUCCCACUUACCUUUCCCACUCGCUUGCUAUGCUACACUAUACAUGGCGAUGCUAUACAUGGUUUUGCCUGCGUGACGACAAGCGACGGCGUGAGAUGACAUGACAGCAGAUCACAUGAGAUGACAUGAGCCCGGGCCCCUAAAGUGCUUCGCACGUUAAAACGUUUUACUAAACUUGCAGUGCUGGGCCGACUGCUGGGCGGUGUGCUGCUGGCGGCAACCGCGCGGCUCAUGUCCGGUUCGCUGCAUCACGCCAUGCUAGACGGUGUGCUUCGUAGUCCGGUGUCUUUCUUCGACUCAUCGCCCCGAGGAAGGGUACUGAACCGCUUCGCCGGAGACCUGGACUACGUGGACGCCGAGUCGUUUGUUUCCGGCAAGCAGUGCGUUCAGGGGGCGCUGAUCACAGCCGCCAGCGUCGCGGUGGUCGCCACGCAGGCGCCUCUGGUUGUGCUGGUCACUGCAGUUGUAGCCGUCCUCGCCGCGAAGGGACUCUGCUUGGCCGUGAGCGCGUCGCACAGCUCGCGCUACUUCGACAGCGUGUCCACUUCGAAGCUGCUGCAGCACAUGACCGAGACCCUGGAGGCGUUGAGCAGCGUGAGAGCGUACGGCGUCCUGGAGAGGUUCCGGCGGCACUUCUACCGUAUCGACGAUAUGUGCCUGCGCGGCUAUUCCGCCUACUGCGCCUGCUUCCGUUUCUCGAGGGCUCUGACCGCUUCGGGCGGGCUCGUGGUCGUGCUCGCAGCGGUGCUCCUCAAUACCGUGGGCACGGCGGCUCCCGACCAGAGUAGCUUGGGUCUCGCUCUCAGCUCAGCCACAUCGAUUCCGCUGGCGUUGAUGAGCCUGUGCCUGACGAUGUUCAGCACUCUCCAGGUGAUUGUGUCCUUCGAGCGUUGCCUGGAAUACACGGAGCUCCCAGCUGAGAGUGAGCUCGACAGUACGCCUGGAGAAGAGAAACGGGAGCCUGGCAGCCUGCCUCUGCGUGAGAACUGGCCGUCCGAGGGUGCUGUCGAAUUUCGAAACUACUCCGCUUCCUAUCGACCUGGCAUUGCACCCGACGUUCUCAAUGGAGUCAGUUUCAUUGUGCAGCCUAUGCAGAAGGUGGGCGUAGUAGGACGGACGGGGGCCGGCAAGUCUUCCCUUGUGCUCGCUCUUUUGCGUUUCUUGAGAGCAUCGCAAGGGUUCAUCCUCGUCGACGGCGUCAACAUUGCCGAAGUUCCUUUAAAGAGGCUGCGCCGCGCCCUCACUGUCAUUCCGCAGGACCCCAGCCUGGUCCGGGGCACUUUGCGCACGAACUUGGACCCGACUGGGUCUCACUCCGACCACCAGCUUUGGCAGGCGCUGCACGACGUUCACCUGGAUUACUUGGUCAAAGGUCAUGCGGCAGGACUGGACAUGGAGACCGCUGACGGAGGCACGAACCUCAGCGUCGGUCAGCGCCAGUUGGUUUGCCUGGCCCGAGCCUUGCUUCGCGGCUCCAAGGUAUUGUUGCUGGACGAAGCCACCUCGCAGAUGGACGGCGACACGGACCGCCUGAUCCAGGCCACGCUCAGGGAGGCAUUCGUCAACAGCACGCUCAUCGCCAUAGCGCACCGGAUACACACCGUGCUCGACUACGACAGAAUACUCGUCAUGGACGAGGGAAGGGUAAAAGAGUUCGGCACGCCCACCUCUCUGCUCUCCGAUCCAAGCAGCUGCUUCUACAGGAUGGCCUUGGACGCUGGCGUCGCGCCUCAUCGAACUGAUCACCUACUCGCUAUCACAUCGUUGUGAAAGGACGUUUUCGAAUAAACUUUACAUACAGUGAAAGUGGUGCUCCUUGCGUUCAGGUAAGGACAGUCAGAGGAGGAACUUAUCACAUCGUUGUGAAAGGACGUUUUCGAAUAAACUUUACAUAGAGUGAAAGUGCUGCUCCUUGCGUUCAGGUAAGGACAGUCAG